UUUCAACAGCCUCCCGUGGCGUGUUUCCAGAAACCCCAGCCUUGCAAACCUCCUUAGGGAGGAGGCAGCAGGGUUAAGCCAGAGUCGGGGUCCAGGAUGGAGCCUUUGGCCCCAAGGAGAGCUGGCUCUGAGCAGGAGGAGGGCUUCGGGGUCCCACCCAGGAGGGUCGCUGAUCUGGGUAUGCUCCCCCAUCUCCGGCGAAGCCACAGCAGCCUUUGCAAGAGCAGAAGACUGCAGUGUCACCUCAGCAGCAGUGAAAAGCAAGAAAAUCUCAGUUCAUGGAUCCCUGAAAACAUCAAGAAGAAAGAAUGCCUGUAUUUUGUGGAAAGCUCCAAACUGUCUGAUGCCGGGAAGGUGGUAUGUGAGUGUGGCUACACGCGGGAGCAGCACGUGGAGGAGGCCACCAAGCCCCACAUCUUCCAGGGCAAGGAGUGGGACCCAAAGAAGCACGUGCAGGAGAUGCCAACAGACGCCUUUGGUGACAUCGUCUUCACGGGCCUGGGCCAGAAAGUGGGGAAGUACGUCCGGGUCUCCCAGGACACACCAUCAAGCGUGAUCUACCAUCUCAUGACCCAGCACUGGGGCCUGGAUGUCCCCAACCUUCUCAUCUCGGUGACUGGCGGAGCCAAGAACUUCAACAUGAAGCUGAGGCUGAAGAGCAUCUUCCGGAGAGGCCUGGUCAAGGUGGCGCAGACCACAGGAGCCUGGAUUAUCACGGGGGGCUCGCACACUGGCGUGAUGAAGCAGGUGGGCGAGGCGGUGCGGGACUUCAGCCUGAGCAGCAGCUACAAGGAGGGAGAAGUGAUCACCAUCGGAGUGGCCACGUGGGGCACCAUCCACAACCGGGAGGGGCUGGUCCAUCCCACGGGCGGCUUUCCGGCCGAGUAUGUCCUGGACGAGGAAGGUCAAGGGAACCUGACCUGCCUGGACAGCAACCACUCCCACUUCAUCCUUGUGGAUGACGGGACCCACGGCCAGUACGGGGUGGAGAUCCCCCUGAGGACCAAGCUGGAGAAGUUCAUAUCGGAGCAGACCAAGGAGAGAGGAGGUGUGGCCAUCAAGAUCCCCAUCGUCUGCGUGGUGCUAGAGGGCGGCCCCGGCACGCUGCAUACCAUCUACAACGCCAUCACCAACGGCACGCCCUGCGUGAUCGUGGAGGGCUCGGGCCGCGUGGCCGACGUCAUCGCCCAGGUGGCCAGCCUGCCGGUCUCCGAGAUCACCAUCUGCCUGAUCCAGCAGAAGCUCAGCCUGUUCUUCCAGGAGAUGUUUGAGACCUUCACGGAGAGCAGAGUCGUCGAGUGGACCAAAAAGAUCCAAGACAUUGUCCGGAAGCGGCAGCUGCUGACCAUCUUCCGGGAAGGCAAGGAUGGUCAGCAGGAUGUGGAUGUGGCCAUCCUUCAGGCUUUGCUGAAAGCCUCUCGGAGCCAAGACCAUUUUGGCCAUGAGAACUGGGACCAUCAACUGAAGCUGGCCGUGGCCUGGAACCGCGUGGACAUUGCCCGCAGUGAGAUCUUCACUGACCAGUGGCAAUGGAAGCCCUCAGAUCUGCACCCUACGAUGACGGCCGCUCUCAUCUCCAACAAGCCCGAGUUCGUUAAGCUGUUCCUGGAGAACGGGGUGCGGCUGAAGGAGUUCGUCACCUGGGACACGCUGCUCUACCUGUACGAGAACCUGGAGCCCUCCUGCCUGUUCCACUGCAAGCUGCACAAGGUCCUGGCCGAGGAGCGCCUGGCCUGCGCGCCCACUGCCCGGCUGCAGAUGCACCACGUGGCCCAGGUGCUGCGGGAGCUCCUGGGGGACUCCACUCAGCCGCUGUACCCCAGGCCCCGGCACAGCGACCGGCCGCGGCUCUCGCUGCCCGUGCCCCACAUCAAGCUCAACGUGCAGGGAGUGAGCCUCCGGUCCCUCUACAAGCGCUCAUCGGGCCAUGUCACCUUCACCAUGGACCCGGUUCGGGACCUUCUCAUUUGGGCCAUCGUCCAGAACCGCCGGGAGCUAGCGGGCAUCAUCUGGGCACAGAGCCAGGACUGCAUUGCCGCUGCCCUGGCGUGCAGUAAGAUCCUCAAGGAGCUGUCCAAGGAGGAGGAGGACACAGAUAGCUCGGAGGAGAUGCUGGCCCUGGCGGACGAGUUUGAACACAGAGCCAUCGGGGUCUUCACCGAGUGCUACAGGAAGGAUGAAGAGAGAGCCCAGAAGCUGCUCAUCCGCGUGUCGGAGGCCUGGGGGAAGACCACCUGCCUGCAGCUGGCCCUGGAGGCCAAGGACAUGAAGUUCGUCUCUCACGGCGGCAUCCAGGCCUUCCUGACCAAGGUGUGGUGGGGCCAGCUCUGCGUGGACAACGGGCUGUGGCGGGUCAUCCUGUGCAUGCUGGCCUUCCCGCUGCUCUUCACUGGCCUCGUCUCCUUCAGGGAGAAGAGGCUGCAGGCCCUCGGCGGCCCGGCCCGCGCCCGUGCCUUCUUCAACGCGCCCGUGGUCAUCUUCCACCUGAACAUCCUGUCCUACUUUGCCUUCCUCUGCCUCCUGGCCUACGUGCUCAUGGUGGACUUCCAGCCCACGCCCUCCUGGUGCGAGUGCCUCAUCUACCUCUGGCUCUUCUCCCUGGUGUGCGAGGAGACGCGGCAGCUCUUCUACGACCCCGACGAGUGCGGGCUGAGGAAGAUGGCGUCCUUGUACUUCAGCGACUUCUGGAACAAGCUGGACGUGGCUGCCAUCCUGCUCUUCAUAGCGGGGCUGACCUGCCGGCUCAUCCCGUCCACCCUGUACCCGGGACGCAUCAUCCUCUCUCUGGCCUUCAUCAUGUUCUGCCUCCGCCUGAUGCACAUUUUUACUGUCAGCAAGACUCUGGGGCCCAAGAUAAUCAUCGUGAAGCGGAUGAUGAAGGACGUCUUCUUCUUCCUCUUCCUGCUGGCCGUGUGGGUGGUGUCCUUCGGGGUGGCCAAGCAGGCCAUCCUCAUCCACAACGAGAGCCGGGUGGACUGGAUCUUCCGAGGGGUCGUCUACCACUCCUACCUCACCAUCUUCGGCCAGAUCCCGGCCUACAUUGAUGGCGUGAACUUCAACAUGGACCAGUGCAGCCCCAAUGGCACAGACCCCUACAAGCCCAAGUGCCCCGAGAGUGACGCAGCGGGGCAGGCGCCGGCCUUCCCCGAGUGGCUGACGGUCCUCUUGCUGUGCCUCUACCUGCUCUUCACCAACAUCCUGCUUCUCAACCUCCUCAUCGCCAUGUUCAACUACACCUUCCAGCAGGUCCAGGAGCACACCGACCAGAUCUGGAAGUUCCAGCGCCAUGACCUGAUAGAGGAGUACCACGGCCGGCCACCUGCGCCGCCCCCCUUCAUCCUCCUCAGCCACCUGCAGCUCCUGGUCAAGAGGGUGGUGCUGAAGAUCCCAGCCAAGAGGCACAAGCAGCUCAAGAACAAGCUGGAGAAGAACGAGGAGGCCGCCCUCCUGUCCUGGGAGAUGUACCUGAAGGAGAACUACCUGCAGAACCGGCAGUGCCAGCUCCAGCAGCAGCCGGAGCAGAGGAUCCAGGACAUCAGCAGCAAGGUGGACGUCAUGGUGGCGCUGCUGGACAUGGACCGUGUGAAGAGAUCGAGCUCCAUGGAGCAGAGACUGGCCUCCCUGGAGGAACAGAUGGCCCAGACGACCAGAGCCUUGCAGUGGAUCGUGGCGACCCUGAAGGACAGUGGCUUUGGCUCAGAAGCAGGUGUGCCCACUCUAGCAUCCCAGAAGGCCACCGACGAGCCGGAUGCUGAGCUGGGCAGCCGGAGGCAGGCAGAGGAAGCAGGAGAUGGCUAUCACGUGAAUGCCCGGCACCUCCUCUACCCCAACUCCCCCGUCACACGCUUCCCUGUGCCCAACGAGAAGGUGCCCUGGAAGGUGGAGUUUGCCAUCUAUGACCCUCCCUUUUACACGGCCGAGAGGAAGGACACAGCCCUCGUGGACCCUGUGGGAGAUGCCCCGGAGCCUCUGUCCAGGAUCAGUUUCAACACCCUGGAUGGACCGAGGGACCGCCGCAGCUUCCACGGGGCCUACGCAGUGCGGGACGGGCUCCCCCUGAACCCCAUGGGCCGCACAGGGCUGCGUGGACGCGGGAGCCUCAGCUGCUUUGGACCCAACCAUGCGCUGCACCCCGUGGUCACCCGGUGGCGGAGGAACCAGGAUGGAGCCAUCUGCAGGAAGAGCAUAAAGAAGAUGCUGGAGGUGCUGGUGGUGAAGCGUCCUCUCCCAGAGCUCUGGGCCUUGCCAGGGGGGUCCCGGGAGCCAGGGGAGAAGCUGCCGCAGAAGCUGAAGCAGAUUCUCCGGCAAGAGUCCUGGCCGGCCGUUGAGGACCUGCUGCAGCAGGGGGUGGAGGUGUACAAAGGGUACGUGGACGACCCGAGGAACACGGACAACGCCUGGAUCGAGACAGUGGCCAUCAGCGUCCACUUCCAGGACCACAAUGACGUAGAGCUGAAGAGGCUGAAUUCUUACCUGCACGCCCGCGACCCUGGGGUGUCCAUCCGCUGGCAGGUGGUGGACAGGCGCAUCCCGCUGUACGCGAACCACAAGACCAUCCUCCAGAAGGCAGCCGCUCUGUUCGGAGCUCACUACUGACCGGCCGCAGGUGGCGCUGGUCCAUGGAUGGUCCCCCCUUGGUGGCCUGUGUGGGCUAAUACCUGCUGUCUGAGGCACACGCAGCCCUGGACCUCAGGGUGGGGAGCAGGGCUCCGGUGGAGUCGACCCCCCGAGGCCACUGCGAGUAGCAGCCGAGGGAGCUCCUGAGCUGGAGGCCCCAGGCCCGAGAGCAGCGAGGCGGACUCGGGGUCCAGGAGCCCCUGCACCCUGUCGGCCAUGGUUGCCUCUCCUGGGCUGCCGGCAGCCGGACACAGGCCCUGCAGCUCAACCCUCAGCCAGGGACCAGGCCCUCCCUGGCCACAUCACCACGAGGGCACGUCCACCCUGCGGGCACGUCCACCCUGCGGGCACGUCCACCCUGCAGCGGCAUCAGCCCAGCUGAGCUUCCUGAAGAUGUGGGGUCCCUGAGGCUCCUCCCGCCAAUGCCUGUGAGGACUCAGGGCGGGCAGCCAGCCCCCAGAUGGCCUCUCAUGCUGAGAUGGGCCUGACCCAGACCCCCACCUGGACAGAGGCAGGGACAAGCCAGGAGUCCUCCGGGAUGUGGACACGUGGAGCCCGGGGCCCACAGAAGCACAGAAGACCCAGAACUGCGUCCCCUCCCCUGGGGGCCGAGGACCGGCUCUGGCAGGAAGGAGCUGUGGGAGGGUGGGGACUGUGGGGCCCGGGUUUGGUCACUGAGAAAGAAACCGUCAGGUGCCCUCGGAGGGGAACGCUGUGGAACCCGGGCGUUCAGUCCUGUGGAGCCGCGGGCCUGGCCAGCGCUCCAGCGCCUUUCCCAAUAAAGUCACUGACACCUCGUGGUGGGGCCGUGGCCGGGGACCUCUC
Messenger RNA from Marmota flaviventris (yellow-bellied marmot), 5442 nucleotides. Lineage: Eukaryota; Metazoa; Chordata; Mammalia; Rodentia; Sciuridae. The record is from RefSeq and is a predicted model, not a curated record.